Molecule: messenger RNA, 933 nt
Organism: Histoplasma capsulatum G186AR
Lineage: Eukaryota; Fungi; Ascomycota; Eurotiomycetes; Onygenales; Ajellomycetaceae
Exons: 2
Coding region: 1-933 (310 amino acids)
Source: RefSeq, a predicted model, not a curated record
AUGGCGGAAAGGAAUUCAUUCGAUCGUGCGGAGAAGGUUGGCUGGCUCAUGGCGAGCCUUCUUAAUCUUUACCUCACAUACUACUCGCGAGAUUCUUUCCCCUUUGAGUGGUUGCAGAAGACAGAGGACCUCGAGGUGUGUUGUAAGGAAACUUCCAGCGAGAAGGUGGCUUUUCCAAUAUCUCCAGAGCUCCUAAAGGCCAUCAACAAGUGCGAGAGAGUUACUGCGCCGGGGAAAGGCCAACAGGGCCUCCCUGGUAAUUGGGGUUUUGCUGGCUUCAUGAAGACCGCUGCCCACCAGGUUGUAGACGAAAUUCCCUUUAAGGCUACGGAUUUUUCUGGCCCACUCUUCGACGAGCUAGGCGUCGGCAUAAUAAUCGAUUCCUACAUCCGCAUUAAGGGUGUUCAGAUCUUCCAGCUUCGGCAUAAUCACUGGAGCUGCAUAGUUCGAGAUCACUCAAGGGCAUUUGAUGCAACACAGCAAGGAAAUUCCAGAGAUUAUCUCCUGAGAAGUGAACUGCUGGCAGUCACUUCAAUCUUCUUCCGUCAGAUGAAUGAGAUGGUUUGGCUUCCUGAGGAGGACCGGUACAUGGCUAAGCCAAUAUACAAGGAAGGACUUUUGACAGCAUGUUCAUCUUUGCACUUCCUCCCCAUUAUUUGUAUCCAUGGAUCAGUGCCAAUGCUGACAAUGCCCGUCAAGGCCACUGUUGUGACAUUCAUCUAUGGGAAAGUACGCAUAGUCCAAGCAACCUGCAAUCCAUCAGAAACAUACCCAACACUCAGCUUGACGCUGAGGGCUAUAUGCAGCCUAGGCAAGGACAACUACAACAAGAAGGUAGCCUUCAAUGUUCUGAAAUGGAUUUUCUGUCCUUCGGAGCCGGCCAAGGAGCUCGCAAUGAGAGGAAAGAGCCGAUCUAGUUACAGGCAGGCGUGA